This is a messenger RNA of Cynara cardunculus var. scolymus (artichoke), 1056 nucleotides long. RefSeq lists its product as uncharacterized. NCBI's taxonomy places the organism in Eukaryota, Viridiplantae, Streptophyta, Magnoliopsida, Asterales, Asteraceae. The transcript is spliced from 4 exons. The coding region runs from base 1 to 1056 and encodes 351 amino acids. The record is from RefSeq and is a predicted model, not a curated record.
AUGAGUGUGGUUGCUGUAUUGGUUGCUAAUAUUAUUACUAUUAAGAUUGAUAUAGGCAAAGCAGAUACCAUGGUGAGUGGCACCGUCUUUUGCGAUCAAUGCAGAGAUGGCCACGUUUCACUUCUUGACUAUCCCCUUGGUGGUCAUAUUGAUAUCAAUCUUGGGAUUGAUAUGAUCAUAAUCAUCAUCAAUCUUGGGAGUACAGGAGUAAAAGUAUUGAUGGCUUGCCCUGGGGAGCUUGGGGACUUCACAUUGUUGCGGGAAGAAACUACAAACUGGUUGGGUACUUUCACGACCUCUUUUGCAGGUACCCUCGACAUGAGUAGUUGUCGUGCACAGGUUUCCGCCAACGGCCAGGGCUGUGGAGCUGCUGCCGGUCCUGCCCAGGAUUUCAGGCUUAGAUUUCGGAUGUUUGAUACUGAAACCUAUACAGUCGAUCCCUUGAUUGCUCAGCCGGCCCAGCCUUCCCCCUUCUGCCCCCGUCCCUCACCCUUACCACCACCACUACUGCCACCUCCUGUCAACCACCUUCUACCUGCUGCUGACUGUCCGCCACAGCAGCCCCCACUCCCCCUCAUACAGUUUCCGCCACUACCUCCUUUGCCUCCCUUGCCCGCAUUGCCACCAUUGCCUCCUUUUCCCACCUUGCCUCCGAUGCCGUCGGUGCCAGCCUUCGAAGCCUCAGCUUGUCCGCACCAGAUGUGGAUGAUGCCCCAACACAAAUGCUAUUGGAAGGUGUUGAGUCCGGACCUGAAGGUGGCGAUUGUUUUUGGACCGUUGGCUUCAAUGAAAUAUGGAAGAAACAUUACGUUGCAUGAAAGCAUGUAUGGGAGAGGGGACCCUUAUCGAACACUUUUAAGGGAAGGAACAACUGCUCUUUUGAACUCGUACAGUAGCAGCCAAUUCGUAUACCAACCUCAGGAUGUGAUACAACGUGUAAACUCGGCAUUGACAAGCGGAUCAAUACAACAGGUCCUUUUGACGGCCUUCCGGUUCAUAAUGGCAAAUUCGGGACAAACCGGAAAUGUUACUUGCAGAUUCACAGCUUGUGCAUGA